UGUGUUUUUUGUUUUAUUUAGGGGGGGGGAUGAGAGGGAAGAAUGCAUCUUUUAAAGUGGCUGAUUUUGUAUUCCUGAAGUAGGGUGACACGCUAAAGCUCUUAAUGUUUGUGAUGUCUUUGACUGGAUUUUUUUUUACCCAUUUAUCUCUUUCCCCAUCACUGAUAGAGGAGGUGGAGAUGACGAUGAGAAGAACUGAUAUCGUGACUUCCAUUUUCUACUUCAAGAUGAAAUCUCUUCAGAUGACGGUGUUGAGAAAAGUAACAAAAGGGAGACAUUUGCAGAGAGAAUAACGUGACCGUGUUGAAGUACUACUCUUGUCAGUUACACGGCCCGCACAGUUAAACGACAAACUGCCUUUGUAAUGGGAGUGAAUUUAUGCUUCUGGAUUCUUGGUCUCUACCUGGCCCUACCUUUGGAAGGGAUAUAUCCUCCACUCUGUCAAACAGGGUAUACGAUUUCUAAGAUUGGAAGUGGCUGUUCUGAUACAGAUGAGUGUGUGGAAGAUCCCUCCAUCUGUGGGAACCAUUCUACUUGCUUCAACACCCUUGGUAGCUACCACUGUCAAUGUCAUCCUGGGUUCGAAUCUAGGAUCGCUUAUUUCACUUCCGCAGAUGGAGAAUGUACAGACAUUGAUGAGUGUGGUGAGGACAGACAUAUUUGUGGGGAGUGGGGAACCUGUCACAAUAGGAAGGGAAGCUACUGGUGCAGUUGUCUCCAGGGAUUCCAUCAGGAAGGCAAUAUAAGUUCCAUGUGUGUAGACGUAAAUGAGUGUGUAGGGGCUGGGAACAAAUACCCCUGUGGCGAGAAUGGAACCUGCUGGAAUCUGGAGGGCAGCUACAGGUGUCAUUGUCCCCCUGGAUUCACUACCUACGGCAACAACCAAUCUAAGUGUCAAGAGCUGAAUUGUGACCCUUUUGGAACUCAGAGUACACCUGAACAGACUCUACCAGGUUUUGACAGCCUCUUGUCUCUCCUGAGAAACAACUGUUUGGUGUUGAUUAACUCCUCUGGGUUGGCUGGAGCUACAGAAAAGACUGGAGAGGCGCUUUUGACAGUACUGGCCAAUGUCACUGAUGCUCUUCAACUCCAGUCCAAUGGUCAAGGUGGUAACAGCGCGAAAGUGACUACGCUCCUGAGGACAGUAGAAAACUCUAUCAGACUGAUUGCUCCACAGCUUAGAGAAAAUGUGAGCAGGAUAAAUACAAGCCAUACAGAGGUAGAAGUUGUGGUGAGGAGGGACAGGACACCACCCCGAGGACCAGUCAGACUGACAAAUGAAAACAUCCAACUUGACACCACCUGGGAGACGGCGAUCGGAGAUGACACGAAUUUCCCAGGUUUUGGGUUUGCCAUUUUGCUCAGCUACAAGAGUCUGCAGAAUUUGACCAACAGCUCUGAGCAGCUCUCCUCCAGAGUGGUGACUGUAUCUGUUAGCAACCCCAACACAACAAACCUGUCUGAACCGAUCAUUCUCACCUUCACUCACUUGAAGUCCAGUGAUGCGAAUACCACCUGUGUUUAUUGGUCAGAGGAUGGUGAGGGGGCUUGGUCAAUCCAGGGCUGCGCCUCCGUGAUGUCCAACUCCACCCACACUGUGUGCUCCUGCACCCAUCUCAGCAGCUUUGCCCUGCUCAGGGGAAUCCAAGAGAAUAAGAAAUGCAGACAGUUGCAGUUGGUGAUGUGGGCGGGCGCUUCCGUGGCGCUGGCUUGUGUGGUCCUAUCCCUACUCAUGACCCUGUGGUGUCGCUUUGUCAGCAAAAAGCGCAAUGGAGGGAGCCGACCAGAACAGCAUUUUAACCUCUAAAGCACCUCAAUUUAGACAGCAGGGAUUUCUAAAAUCUCUUUCCUGUGUUUUGUAUAUAAUCCCACCCUAUUUCAAUUUACUGUAAAAUAACUAUUUAGACUGUGAACAAACUGUUAGAAAAUGUAAAUAUGAUGUUUCAGUUUCAACCUCAGUCAAUUGAUAAACAGGAUUUCAUGUAAUAUAUAAAUGUAUUUUGAUAUUAUUGAUUGUUCUCAAUUCCCAUCAAUGUUAAUUUACUUUUAUCACUGUUCAAUUGUACGUAGACGAGUUUACCAUAUAGUAUUAUUGUACAAGUUUAAAUAGCAACUCUGUUGUAAUCAAAGGAAGGACGUACAUGUUUGUUCAUGAAAGACUGAACACACACCUUUACGCUCACUGUGUAUACUGGACACCUAGAAAGGGACAAACUGCACAUACAUACCUACAUUACAUUCAUACUGUCAUGUGGCCGAUGGUCGGCGGCCUGGAGACCGGUUCAAGUGCAUCAGGCAGAUUGCGUGUGAACAUGAAACGAGGAGAACAAAACAUGCGUUAAACAGCAACCUCUUCAAUAUUUCAGGCUUUCUAAGUAGGAAAGCUCAAAUUAGAGUGCUGUGUAGUAAAGCUCAUCAAGUCGCUGGUACAUUGAUAAAGUUAGAUCAUAAAGUGACUUGCUUCCUCUUUUAUGUCAAAAUCAGGAAUCUAGAUACUGUUUGCUUAUUGGGGAUCGGUGAAACAUCCACAUUUAUUCGCUCAUUUUAAUACACCAAUAGUAACGUCUUAUUCUCAUACCCUAUUUAAAUAAGUACUGCCUUGUAACCAUCAUUGCAGAAGACGUGUUCGCAGAGGGACGUUGUUUACAUAGCUAGCUAGCUAGACUACUGGUGUCACAAUUUGACUGCAGGGUGUUAUAGGUUUCCCUUAUUUAUCUGUGGUAAAUAUACUUCUAGGUUUUCACUUUCAUCUGUAUCUGGUGUUGGCUAGUUACUGGCCAGCAUGGGGGAAGGAAUUCUGUUUGGAACACCGACUCAGUUGUCAUGUCAGUGCUGCUAUGAACUGCAACAGAAGAGACAUGCCAAACGAUGUAUACAUAAUUAUUGACAUGCCAAUGCAUGGUUUAUGUACAUGGUCUGGCAGUCAGCAAAUGUAAUUGAUGAAGUCAAGCCAGGCUUUUUCUGACCAGUUUCAACUGAACCUGUCCAACAUGAACUGAGACAGGAUGUUGUCUAUAUCGAUGCGGUUACAAAAACCGAACAGUUGGAUAGACAAAUAAUUUGUGAAGCCAUGGUGUGAUGUAUGACAGGAUUGGAAUCUUGUUUGAGCUUCGUGUAUCAGCACAUUUGCUUGAGAUGAUCUCACUGCAGCGUUGCAUCCAAGUUGCCGUCAAUCAAGGUGAGCUCCCCACCCACUCAGACUGGUCCUUCAGCCUUACUGAUAGUUGGAAAUGAGAGAAAAGGUCCAUUCUGAGCAUUUGAAUCUAGGUGGGGGGUAUUAUGGUUGAUGUUCUAGUCACUCAAACGCUAUUUUCGUUGGGAAAUAUAGUACUGCUGGACCUUUUUUAAGCUUAUGAUUUUGUAAUUGGGGUUAUGCUCAAAAGCUCAUGUGUAUCAAUUAUUUUUGUUGUGUGACUGGAUGGCUUUAACCCGUUAUCUCCGUUCCCCUAAUGUUGAUAGAGCAACUGAUUCGCUGUAGCUACGCAUUCUGCUGUUAAAUGAAAUACUGUAUAUAUCGUCACAAAUGAACAGUAUGAUUGCGAAAGGUGAGGAAACACAAGAAUGGAUCAAAUGAUAAAGACAGAGUGUGUGUGAGAACAUGCAAUAGUUGAUCACACAUCAACUCAGAAAACUUCUUGCACUUGAACCCUGUGCUUUCGUGAGCUCACUGAGUAGCUUAAUCACUAAUGCCUUGGUUUGGACAGCAGGUUUGUACUAUCAAGAAAGUGUCAUAUUUGUGUUGUGGAGAAAUGACCAGGCAGGAGACGGGAGUACAGUUAGUUUUCGUUUAGUCAAAAACCCCU
Molecule: messenger RNA, 3803 nt
Organism: Oncorhynchus tshawytscha (Chinook salmon)
Lineage: Eukaryota; Metazoa; Chordata; Actinopteri; Salmoniformes; Salmonidae
Product: adhesion G protein-coupled receptor E2
Exons: 12
Coding region: 365-1807 (480 amino acids)
Biological process (GO): adenylate cyclase-activating G protein-coupled receptor signaling pathway
Molecular function (GO): G protein-coupled receptor activity; calcium ion binding
Source: RefSeq, a predicted model, not a curated record